AUGCCCGCCGCCGACGACUCACCCUCUAAAGGGAGGGACUCCAAAGGUGUGGAAGACAAACAUACGAUUGAGUACUAUAAAGCCCAAUAUGAGUCCAUCCAAGAGGAGCUGCAUGAUUUCCAGCUCUCCAGCACUGAGCUGGAGGCAGAAAUGGAGAAGGAAAUGGAGGACAAGGAGAAGCGAGAGCGACAGCUAAGGGAGAAGGUUGACAACUUGCGCUAUGAGGUGGAUGAGUGGAAGACCAAAUACAAACAAUCAAAGACCGAAGCGAACAAUGUGCAAAACACCCUGCAGAAGGAGAUCACCUCCCUGCGUGAUGCCAACCGCACACUGCAGCUGAAGUUGCGCGAUAUCGAAGUCGCCAACGACGACUACGAGCGACAAGCCCGGAAUACUACCUCGUCUCUGGAAGACAUGGAGUCCAAAUAUAACAUCGCCAUCGAGCGCGGAGUGCUUUUGGAGGAGGAGAUGAGAAGUGGAGAGCAGGAGCGUGAGGACUUGCGGAUCGAUAACCAACGUUUGAGGGACGAACUCUCCGAUCUUAAGGUUGAGGCCGAGAUUGUCCAGGAGAAGCUGCGACACACAGAGGGGCAUGGGUUCCGUCGUCGCAAGCCGACCCCCUUGUACCGCAGCCCGUCGACCCCGCAGACCCUAGAGAUCUUCGAUCGCUCUCCUGGCACGGCCACUUCGUCUCCUGUAUUUGCGACUCCCCCCGCCAAGUCGACCUUGGCCUCUUCGACCGCCACUCCACCAUCGCCGCCCAUCUCGGAAGCCUCCACCAACUUCCGCAAGUCUAUCAACGCGACGCCCACAUUUCCUCGGACGAGAGCCACUGGUGCAGAACCGAUCAACUCGCGGACCCUGCAUAAUGCCAGAGCCCAGCCGGCGCGGCCCGCGCACUCCCGCACUUCAUCUCUCGCCUACAGCAAUGGCGGUCGCUCUACCCCCUCUAUGUCUUACUCUUCUCGCAACAGCUUGUCGAGAUCGACGACCUCCCGCCCCUCCGGGCUUCCCAAAUCCGGUUCGUUGUAUCAGAUCCGUGGUCUGAUCGGCAAGAUGCAAAAGCUGGAGGAACGAGUCCAGUCUGCCCGGUCACGUCUUCCCGCGCCGUCGGAGACAUCAUCUCGUGGAUCUCCCCAUUCCCGUCAAGGGUCAGUUAUCGGAGACAGCCCGGUGCCUUCCACCAUCACUGUUCGGAGAAGCUCUCGCAAGAGACUGAGUGGCAGCAGCUUCGGCUCAUCUGUGCGAGAUAGCGAAGGCACUCCUUCAUACAUCCCGCAGAAUCGCCAGUCUUUCGGGGCUCGCACCGGGGAUAGCCGUCCCAGCAGCCGGACAAGCUUCUCUAGCCGGAGCUCGUUCAGCCAGAGUGUUCACUCCGGAGUGCCGGUUGGUCGCCCUGAAAGUCAGCAGAGCCGCCCUGGCGCCAAGACUCCACUGGGCCACUACUCAACCAAUCCAACCACGGAGAGCCGCCGACCCCGGUCAUCUCUGAGCAACCACGCUGGACAGACAUCGUCUGUGGGAAGCAUGUCCAAUAUCGACGAGGACCUCGACAUUUCUACCCCUACUACAUCGCGGCUUCCAAAGGACAUCCGGCGGCCCUCGGUCUCGGCCACGCCAAGCGGAAUCAAGAAACGUACCACCAGCGGCAUGUCGGCCAUUCCUACACCCCGCAGCUUCAAGACCAGUAUCGGGCCGGGCCACCUUCCUCCACCACCGGAGCGGAAGCAAAGCGACAUCGGAGAGACCUAUUAG
Messenger RNA from Penicillium canariense, 1755 nucleotides. RefSeq names its product nuclear distribution protein NudE (gene nde1). Gene Ontology annotation, molecular function: microtubule binding. The coding region runs from base 1 to 1755 and encodes 584 amino acids. The transcript has 2 exons. Gene Ontology annotation, cellular component: kinetochore; kinesin complex; centrosome. Gene Ontology annotation, biological process: microtubule nucleation; mitotic centrosome separation; cell migration. The record is from RefSeq and is a predicted model, not a curated record. NCBI's taxonomy places the organism in Eukaryota, Fungi, Ascomycota, Eurotiomycetes, Eurotiales, Aspergillaceae.